Messenger RNA from Arachis duranensis, 979 nucleotides. RefSeq lists its product as uncharacterized. The record is from RefSeq and is a predicted model, not a curated record. NCBI's taxonomy places the organism in Eukaryota, Viridiplantae, Streptophyta, Magnoliopsida, Fabales, Fabaceae. The transcript has a single exon. The coding region runs from base 222 to 743 and encodes 173 amino acids.
ACAACAAAAAGCCUAUAAAAAAUUAGCAGAAAGUCCAAAUUCACGAAGCCCAUGGAGGUUUCUCGACACUCACAGAAGCAGCAUCCUCAUUCACCGCCACAUUCCAGAGCUUAAUAUAGCAACCGCUUCCUCCCCUGAGAUUUAGUAAAUAGGGUUUCAUUACCCAAAAAUAAAAAAAAAUCACAAAAAAAUCUAAUUCGGAAACGGUACCUGAUUUUCCAAUGGAGUCCACCAAAGAACAACACGGGUUACUGCAGCAGAUUCUACCCCCGCGCCUCGAAGACGCAGGCCUUGAAGAUUGUGCUCUUCCGCCUGAAUCUAUCCACCAAGCAUUCCUCAAAGCAGCCUCCGCCGUGAAGUCUGCCGCCGCGAUUUUCUCCGAUGACGAUGACGAGACCGCCGGAGAUUGCGUCAACGACCCGUGGCCAGCCGCAGCCGAGGGAACCUCCGACGCCGUGAUCGGGAUCGAGCCGAACGAGCCGCCCGGAGCAUGUGCCAUCGAGAAAGGAUGCGAAGAAGGCGGCGAUGAGGUGAAAGUCUCUGGUGGAAGCGGCGGCGACGAGGUGGAGGAGGUUGUGGAUGAAAUUGUGGUUGGAGAAGGAGCUAAAUUGGGAGAAGGUGAAGAAGAACCUUGCAUUGAUGAAUUGCAAGGUUUGGGAAUUGAAGAUGAUGAAAGGAAGAAUAAGAAGAAAAAUGGUGAAGAAGAAGAGAAGAAACCUACUUUAAUUGAAGGCUAUGUAUGAAAGGUUUUUGUUCUGGGUAGCCCUGGUUUUUUGUUUUCAUUUUAAUUCUCCGUUAUUAAGAAAUUGUACUUGUUUGUUUUGUAAACUGUAGCUGCAAAUCUGCAAUGUCAAUGUCUUUCUUUCUUCAAAUCAUGAGGUGGAUUUUCUUUUCCUGAGAUUUUUGUUUGAAAGAGAGUAUCUCUUUGAUUUUCAAUGAAUUCAGUCUAGUUGUAUUAGAGCUGUUGUUGAGAUCAGAA